AUGUCGGUGGGGUUUGGCUUCUCUGUUGGCGACUUCAUAGCAGCCCUCGAGCUUGUCGGCACUGUGAUCGACGCCCUGCGCGAGUCCUCCGAGGCGACCUCGUCGAUGCGAUCGGUGAUCAACGAACUGUAUGCACUGGAAUCAGCACUAUUACACGUCAAGCGUCUUGAUACUGGGAUCAAUCAGAUCAAUCUGACCGCACUACGGCAAGCUGCCUCACAAUGUCAACUCACAAUUACCGAGUUUUAUAAGAAGAUCCAGAAGUACCAGGUCCAUCUUCAACGGGGCGGAACGAACUCGAGGAUGAAAGAUACGUGGAUGAAAAUCAAGUGGACAAUAUGCAAAAAGGACGAUGUCGACAAAUUUCGCGCCGAGAUCAGGGCCCAUACUUCGAGCAUUGAAAUCUUGCUCUUGACCGUGCAGAUGGACAUGACAUCGACUCAGAAUCAGACGCACACAUUACAGUAUAAAGGGCUUGCAAGUCUGAUUCAGGACUUCUCCUGCCAGGUCAUGGGUCGACUGAGUACGAUCACCAAUAGCCUGGCAGAUAGCAUCCAGCAAGGAAAAACACUCCUUGAAUCAAGCGCCCAGGUCGUGCAAGUCAACUUGCGUGUUUUUCAGAUCGUGCAUGAUAUCCAUUUAGCUAUCCUGAGAAUUCCAGGACAAAUUCAAAGACAACAACCGAUUUAUCUCAUUGAUCCUUUGAAUAGAGAAAGUCCAUUCCACCUGGAGUUCGUUAGAUCAACUGAGGCGCUUCUGGCCGUGCUCAAAUACAACCUUAAAAGCUCAGAAUGUGGUCCAGCUAUGAUCGAUCGAGGCGAAUUCGUGAUCGAAGAGGCAGGGACACAGAACCCGAUUGAUCUCACGGCGCCAUGGGAAGACUGUUUCUAUCCAGGACAGAGAGUUGCCAUGAGCAUGAUCUUCAAGCAGGACCAGAUGGAGCCUAGCACCACUUGCCCCCGGUGUCAUAGAGAACAUCAAGAGUCAGCUGGAAACGAUAUUACCUGCAUUACCUGUGGCACUGUCUUUCGUCGCAUUGAGGAAAUUGCAGAGCCAAACGAGAUAGCAUCCCCCAACGAUGACGGCAUCGAUGAACGAGAGCCCCCAGAAAAUACAUUGAAGAACCUCCGAAAGUUCCGGCGCGUCCAGCUCAUUACAACGCCAAUCAUUCAUCAAAUUCUACGCGAGCGCUCCGAGGAAGAAGACUCGCGUAUGAGUCUCACCUUUGAUGGAAUGAGGAUUGGACGUGCCGAUGAAAUCCGCCCUGAAAAAUCUAUCGCGCGCACGGCCGUCAACCCGUUUAUUCUGUCAAUACCACUCGCACGGAUGAUAGGAGACCUUCCCUAUAUCCUAUCCUUAACAGCUCUAACCGUCAACCCGUUUAUUCUGUUGAUGCCGCAGGCACGCGUGAUAGGGGAUCUUAUCAAUACUAUCAUAUUGCCGAUAGAUCUAGUCAUCGACCCGCUUACUAUGGGAUUCCUACGCGCACGGGUGACGCUGAAGGCCCAGUUUUAG
Molecule: messenger RNA, 1515 nt
Organism: Penicillium verhagenii
Lineage: Eukaryota; Fungi; Ascomycota; Eurotiomycetes; Eurotiales; Aspergillaceae
Exons: 3
Coding region: 1-1515 (504 amino acids)
Source: RefSeq, a predicted model, not a curated record